Molecule: messenger RNA, 2034 nt
Organism: Mollisia scopiformis
Lineage: Eukaryota; Fungi; Ascomycota; Leotiomycetes; Helotiales; Mollisiaceae
Exons: 3
Coding region: 1-2034 (677 amino acids)
Source: RefSeq, a predicted model, not a curated record
AUGGCCACUCUUGCCUUCAAACCGUAUACUUAUGUGCCAACUGCUCCGCGUUCCAAUAGCGCAACAAGCCGCCGCAAACCUGCCUCGAAGCCAAUCAGCAUCUUCAACAAGUUCCAGCGAAUUAAGACGAGUAGUGCAGAACUCAGCACGCUGCAAUCAGCAGCAAUUGACGAUUGUGGGCGUAACGAGCUUGGAAUCCGAGAGAACGGUAUAGUCACUGACGAAAACGACGACGACUGCGACCUUCCCUCCAUCGAACAACUGCUAUAUACCACGCUACAGGAGGAGAGCUUUGUAGUGGUGGACCAGCCCUUGAACAAUACAACCUUCAAAGUUGGGAAUAGAAUUAUAAAUGAGAGAGGCGGCUCUCUUGGUGAUAACGGAUCAGCGUCAGGCGGUAACCCAAGCGGUAGUCCAGGAGAUCCAAUCGUGCUAUUGGGCGAUGACGACUCAAGUGCCUCUGGAGCCGAAGUCGACGACAGUGGUCUUCUUGCUGAAAGUGCGGCGGCAGAUGAGGGCCGCCUCGACAGCCUAGAGACAGCCAUCGACUCGACAACUCCAGCCCCUCCAGCCCCUCCUUGCAGUUCCGAUGGGUGGCACGAUAUUGAUGACUUCCCCGAGCUGGCUCCGCGCUUGCGGCUUGCGGAACAAGGAGCUUCGACGCCAGAAUCUCUGCCUUCUCUGCCUUCUCAGACCUCUUCGCACCUCUCGAGCGAGCUAUUACACGACACCACCAGUACGGAAUCCAACGCCACGACCCCCUCUCUGAGAAUGCCUUCACUCCAUCGCAAAGCGUCGCUAAAGACCCAGCGUAGUCAAGAGGGUCGUCUUCACACCGGUCGAGGCGUGGCAGACGAACACGAGCUGAUUGACCAUGCUCUCGACACUCUCCUCAUUGAUGAAGGGGCGAGGAAGCAGCAAGAGGUGGAGCAUGAACAGAAAAAGGACGAUGGCAAUACUGAGGAUGAAGACGAGGGGCCGCAGCAAGAGAUGAAUGCUGUGACACAAGCAGUAAUGGCUGAAGGACCCGGUGAAAGUCCAAGAGUAGCUAACCGACGGCAAUCGCUUCCCAACCUCGACUCAUCUCCAGAGCCGAGUCAUAACGAAGCAAGAAGCCGAAGCGGUGGUGAUAGCGACAGCGACGACGAGCUCAACAGCACUGACUUAGCCGAGGAUAACGAGGAAGAACCACGUCCUGCUAAGCGGAAGCAGUCAUCAUUUCACGAUGGCCCAACACGCAAGAAGUGCAGGCGCGGUCUUCAGUACAAGCUUCUCACCCAGCGUCGACUUCUCUCCGAAGCCUAUCGUCUGUAUCCCGGGUCGCAAUCCCCUCUCGACCAGAGGUCAAGAGUCGUCGCUACGAGCUCAAGGGUCAAGGGCCGAUUUCUUUCACCAACGCCUUCUAUACCACAAAGCAUAAAUACAAAGAUGUCGCUUGGCGACCCUAACCUCAGCCCAUCAUUGAGAGCUACCCUACCAACGCUGACCGAGAUCACUUUCCGUCCGCACUCCACACGCUACUACUCUUUCACGGCAACGAUCUGGGAUGGCUGUGGCGGUCAAGGUGUCUCUCUCGCCCAGCUGGCUCGACUCAUCGCGAGCACCGGCCACGUGGGGAAGAUUGACGACUUCACAAUCAAGCCGAUUGAACAACAUUCGUACCUCUUGAGUGGCCUUAGCCGGCAUACAUCGUCAUCGAUUACCGCAGAGGCAUGCCAUGAUCGCGUUGAUGCGACGUGUACCCGACCCCAGGAUGGCAAAGCUGUUGAUGCUAGGGAUGACGACGACAGUGGAUUGAGCGACAGUGAUCCAGACCCUGGUAGCGACCAUAACGGGGAUGGAGAUUCGAGCGAGGACGAGCUGGGCCGUUUGAGCAUGAGGAUGAAUGUCCCAUGGGAUCCUAUAGACGAGCAGCGCUUGCUGGCAUACAAAAAGGAGGGCAAGUCGUGGAAGUGGAUUUUCCACCAGUUCCCAGGCCGGACUCGGGCUGCAGUACGCACACGUUUGAACAUCGUACAAGCCAGAGGCGAGUAG